Fundulus heteroclitus (mummichog) is the source of this 950-nucleotide messenger RNA. RefSeq names its product alkB homolog 7 (gene alkbh7). Bases 132 to 824 code for a protein of 230 amino acids. The transcript is spliced from 4 exons. Gene Ontology annotation, biological process: fatty acid metabolic process; DNA damage response. NCBI's taxonomy places the organism in Eukaryota, Metazoa, Chordata, Actinopteri, Cyprinodontiformes, Fundulidae. The record is from RefSeq and is a predicted model, not a curated record. Gene Ontology annotation, cellular component: mitochondrial matrix.
CACAAUGCAUUGCCGUUUCAACAUGGCGCUUCACACAGCCGCCUGACACCUACCGAGAAACACCGCGCGACUGGAAUAAACAGUUGGGUCGCUGUUCCUCGAGGUUAACUCAUGGUAGCUCGUGCGGGAGGAUGAAAUUGUUGCUGACGGCACUGAAACACACUAGAAAACCGACUGUUUACAUCGGUCGGCGGUGCUGUUCGAGCCCCAGCAGCAGCAGCAGAGGCCUGCCAUCUCUGCAAGAUGAGGUGAUCGUGGGGUCAAGCCUAGAGCUGGUGCAGACGCUGGGCUCUCAGGUGCAGGUGAGGCCGGGCUUCAUCUCAGAAGAGGAGGAGGCUGCUCUGCUGCAAGAGCUGGAGCCGGGUCUGAGGAAGAAACGCUACGAGUUCGACCACUGGGACGAUGCAAUUCAUGGCUACCGAGAGACAGAGCGUCUGAGGUGGGGUCCGGUGUGUGAGGAGAUCCUGAACCGCGUGCGUUCUGUAGCGUUCCCUCAAGGCGGUCCUCUUCUGGGCCCCGUGCACGUCCUGGAUUUGGACAAAGCCGGCUACAUCAAGCCCCACGUCGACAGCGUCAAGUUUUGUGGCAGCACCAUUGCUGGUUUGAGUCUUUUGUCCGACAGCAUCAUGCGUUUAGUAAAGGAUGAUGCGCCGAACGAAUGGCUGGAUCUGCUGCUGACUCGCCGCUCCCUCUACAUACUGAGGGACCAAGCCAGAUACAACUUCUCCCAUGAGAUCCUAAAGGACGAAGAGUCGGUGUUCAACGGACAAAGAGUGCCUCGUCAGCGGCGGAUCUCCGUUAUCUGUCGUAACCUUCCAGGCUAGCACCUUCCCAAGCUCAGUUUAACUAAAGAGCAUCACAUAGACUGGCUACAGAAGAUUGUGUUACCAGUAUAUAUUGAACUAUCAACCCCCCCCAAAUAAAAAAGGAGAGGUUUUAUUUAUCUAAUA